UUUACUGUCCUGCCGCGCAGUUCUCAUCAUCACUCCGGCUCAUGGGCUUUAAACAAAGAAUACCGCUGAAGAAGAGCACCUGGGCUUUCUCAUAUGUCGGAAGCGAAGUGGCGAAGCUUUCUAAAUGCGCCGUACUGUUCCAGAAAGGUGACACUGCUUAUUGGGAGCUUACGUAUAUAGACAAAUAUAGUAUAGCGGGUUCACGUAUAUAGACGCAUAUCUGCGCGCAAGUAUGCCGAGAAGAAAACAGCAGGCGCCGAAGCGCGCGGCAGCGUAUGAUUCAGAAGAUGUUAAGGAGACCACCGUACCGACUGAUGACAUAGGAAGUGAUGGCCCAGCAACCGAGAAGAAACCAAAAGGGACAAAUGACUUACAAGAUGAAUUAAAAAACUCAGUGGCUGAACAAGACUCUACUGCUGAGCUUUCAGGACAUGAUGCUGACGGUGAAUCUCACAUAAGUGAGUCUAGCGAACCCACAUCAGAUGCUGAGAGUACUUCAAUUAAAAAUAAGGAUGAGGCCACAAGAGACUUUCUAAAAGAUGGGUCUGAAGACUCUGUAUGUAGUUCAGACAGCCUGGAGCAGAUGAAGGCCAUUUACAAAAGCUUCCUUAAUAAUCCUUACUGGUCCUUUUUGAGCUUGAAUUCAUCUCAGCUGUAUGCAGAAGAACAGCCUGCUAAUAGCAGUGGUAGUAGCAGUAACAAUAGCAGCCCUGGGCGCAGUUACGAUUGGCAUCAGUCUGCUGUCGCAAAGACACUCCAACAGGUGUCUCAGAAACAACCGAUUGCACUUGAACCAAGCCUUUUCUCAACUGUCCAGCUCUACCGUCAAAGCACUAAACUCUAUGGAUCCAUCUUUACUGGUGCUAGCAAGUUCCACUGCAAAAGCUGUAGCGCAGCAUAUGACACUCUGCUUGAACUCACAGUUCACAUGAACAAAACUGACCACUACCGUGACGACAACCAUGAAAGUGCCAGCAAAGGCAGUAAGUCCUGGUCCAAGCCACGAAAGCGCUCUCUUUUGGAAAUGGAGGGAAAGGAAGAUGCCCAGAAAGUUCUACGUUGCAUGUACUGUGGACACUCUUUUGAAUCAUUGCAAGAUCUUAGCGUGCACAUGAUAAAGACUAAGCAUUACCAGAAAGUACCCCUGAGAGAGCCAAGAACAGCAAUUGCUGCUAAAGUUGUCUCUUCCUUUAGAAAGAGGGUCCCGGUGGAGUUGGAUAUUGCUCAAUCUCUGCAUACCACAGAGCAACGAAGUCGCAAUGAAGGGCAGGCCAGUGAUGUUAUUCAGAUGUUUUCAGAACACUCCUUCAUUAACAAAGAUGACUCGAAAGAUCAAAAGAGCACUAGCCACGGGGUGCAGUUAAAGUCUCAGAACAUCAGAUGUAUGGAGUGUGGAAUUUCACAUGACUCUUUGGAGCAGUUGAGUGCGCACAUGAUGUUGACUGGUCACUUUGUUAAAGCCACCCAAUCAUCAUCAAAGGCAAACAAGCCCCUUCCAAAACAAGCAGCGUUGCCUCCUCAUCCCAAAAGUAAAUGUGACAAGACUCCGUUAGGUACACAAAGUUCCUCUUCUCUCUCAGCCACAGGAAUCAUCGAGUCACCUUUCCCAUCUCCACCAAAUGGGGUCAGCAAGAAUAAGACGCAGGAAAUCAAAUCUCCAAAAGACAAUGAUCGAAAUGGGUCUGCAAGUCUUAAUGAUUCAGAGGAAAGACGGGGAAUAUCUUCAAAAUGUGAUUACCUUACUGAGGACGAUCUUAAAGGGAGUCCCAAAAUGGAGUUUGAUAUUCUCAAAUCGCUGGAGAAUACAGUCGCAUCAGCUAUUAACAAAGCACAGAGGGGUGCCCCGAGUUGGGGGGGUUACCAGAGCAUUCACGCAGCUUAUCAGUUACAAAACCACCUUAAACCUUCUACUCACAACUCGAGCGCUGUGUCCAGUUUACAACAAUCAGCUGUUGGCCGGGAAGUGCAGUCCUUAGACAAAAGUCCAGUGAUUCCUCCGAGUACUCCACCAAGUGCUCUCACAACGACACUCAAUCUCCAUGCACUGGAUGAAUUGGAAACGAAAAUUACAGAAAAGUGUUCUGAAGUAGGGCAACAAUUUAAAUGCAUGAAGGGUCAGGGAUCCCCGCAUCGGCAGCUCCUCACAGCCCCUGAUUCAAAUAUAAAAGGAAAAAUACAAUCAUCAAGCUCUCCGAGUCUUGAGAAAAUGCUUGCACGUGUUGCUGAUGAUAACACCGAUAAGAAGUGUAUUCAGGAGUGCUCACAAGACUUUAGAACUCCUUCAACCCCUGUGUCAGAUCAGUAUGAUGACUCUGCUUCGUUAUCUGUCCACUCUGAGCCAAGACAACCUUCUGUUAGUCCUCUAAGUGCCCUACAGUCUGUCAUGAACCUUCAUUUGGGUAAAGCUGCCAAACCAGUGAGGCCUGUCCAGGACCCUAUGAGUAUGCUUCUCAGGAUGAGCAACAGCAUGGCAGAAAAGGCUGCACUCGCUGGUCCAUCUGGACACUCAAAACUUAGCCAGUUACAUUCCGACUGCCAUGAAAAUUACAGAGACCAACCAAUAGACUUGUCCAAAGGCAAAAGUGAACAAUGUCUCCAAGUUGCCUCCUUACCAGGCAAAGCAUUGAGUUCCUCCCUCUCCAGUACAUUUGUGAGCGAAACCACCGGUUCCAACAUAGUCACACCAGUUGGUCCUUUAUGUGAAAACGCCCUGUCAGACAUAUCGGUCAUGCUGCGAAAUCUAUCAGACUCUCAUGUUUCGAAGCCCCCAACACUUUUAUGUAGGACAGAGCAGUCGGAAAUUGAGGGUUCACAUGCUUCAGAUGAGGCAGAGGAUAUGACCAUGAUGCACAAACGUAAAGGUAGACAGUCACACUGGAAACCCCAACAUUUACUGAUUUUGCAGGCUCAGUUCAGUGCUUGCCUCCGGCAGACAGCUGAUGGAAAGUACAUGAUAUCAGACUUGAGUUCCCAGGAAAGGAUCGUCAUAUCGCAUAUAACAGGUCUUUCCAUGACAACCAUCAGCCACUGGCUUGCCAAUGUAAAAUAUCAGCUGAGACGAACAGGCAGGACAAAGUUUAUAAAGAACAUUGACUCUGGCCACCCAGUUUUCUUCUGUAGUGAAUGUGCUACACAGUUCCAAGCUCGCUCCACAUACAUCUGUCACCUCGAGUCACACCUUGGGUUUAAAAUGAAAGACUUGGCCAAACUUACCUCUAAAGAUCUCAACAGGAAGGUUAUGAAGUGUUCCAAAAGCCCUCCUGUGCUUUCUGCUGUAUCAACUGCUAAAGUAAACCAGGAGAAACCACAGCCAUUGUAAAACCAGUGCUUGCUUAAAAAUCAGACACAUUUAAACCAAAAUAAAAUCAUAAUCUAACAAUUCAUAAACAUUUACUGUUUGGUUGAUCUGAUUUAUUUAAUUGGCCAUAUUCAUAGGCUUGGCUUUGUUGUCAUUUGUGUUUUCAUAAUAAUAUAUCUGUUCAGAGUUAAGGUUUACUUAAUAGAAAAAAAUCUAUAAUAAUACGAAGCAUAUGUCUUAAAAUGCUAACAUUCUUGAAUGUUAAUGAUGAGCUAUUCUGGUCCUUAAAAAAUGUACAUUUGUACAUAGAUAAACUAGUGUAAAUCAUCCUCCCCCAGAACUCACUUCUGCUUCUCCUAUUUUGUCUGCUGUAUUACUUCGUUGGUUUGUAAAUAUAGAAUUGGAUUUAUUUAAAGAUGUACUGUAUAACUGUAUAUAAAGUGUUAUAUAAAGCCAAAUUUACAGAUUAAAAUGAUCAAUUUGCUUUUUUACAAAUAUUCGUAUCAUAUUUGUUCAUUUUCAUUCUAGUCAGAUUUGUUAAUCAAACUGUUUAAGCAGACAUGUUUGAAAACGUUAAUUAACACGUUUUUUGUGGAAUGUUAAUAUAUUAAACUAAGCAUGUCGUCUAUAAUGUAGAAAAGGAAAUAUGUUCUAUUAUAGUAAUCUCUUUUUUUACACAAAAUGAAAACACAAAAUAAAGACCUCAAGUCAUACAUA
This is a messenger RNA of Triplophysa dalaica, 4015 nucleotides long. RefSeq names its product teashirt zinc finger homeobox 3a (gene tshz3a). Gene Ontology annotation, cellular component: nucleus. Gene Ontology annotation, molecular function: DNA-binding transcription factor activity, RNA polymerase II-specific; DNA binding. Gene Ontology annotation, biological process: regulation of transcription by RNA polymerase II. The transcript is spliced from 2 exons. Bases 233 to 3319 code for a protein of 1028 amino acids. Lineage: Eukaryota; Metazoa; Chordata; Actinopteri; Cypriniformes; Nemacheilidae. The record is from RefSeq and is a predicted model, not a curated record.